This is a messenger RNA of Trypanosoma grayi, 1719 nucleotides long. Its product is annotated as small GTP-binding protein. Lineage: Eukaryota; Euglenozoa; Kinetoplastea; Trypanosomatida; Trypanosomatidae. Bases 1 to 1719 code for a protein of 572 amino acids. Gene Ontology annotation, molecular function: GTP binding. The transcript has a single exon. The record is from RefSeq and is a predicted model, not a curated record.
AUGAGGCGCCGCUGCCUCGUGACUCUCCUGCGUGGCCGCCGCACGCUGUCAACUACCGCCACCACACGGAACAAUACCGCUAGAACGUCAACAACAAUAAAAGGGGCAGCAGACGCCUCACUCUUUGCGUUACCGCGGGAGCGUCAAAUCAAGAAUGGGCUCCAGUCGGACUGGCGUGAGCAAGUGCGACGGUCCGGUUCAAUUCUCAACGACAUUUCGCCCGCGUUGGGUGACAGCAGCCGCACCGACGAGCAGCGACGGCGUGUUGCCGGGUGGCAACCGGUGGUGAAGCUGCUAGGUGACCAACAGCUGCGUGUUGCGAUUGUUGGGCGCAUGAACUGCGGCAAGUCAUCUCUCUUUAACCUGCUGAGCGAGGAUGUGACGAUGCCUGGUCGCAAGAAUGUCGUGCGCGACUUUGACGGUAUUACCCGCGACUCGGUGGAGGGUCGCGCGCAGCUGGAGGAGAUGGACUUUACGGUCAUCGACACGCCGGGGAUGGUCAACGGGCGGCUGGUGGAGGAGGCCUUCCGCACUGUCGAGACGGCGGAUGCGGCUAUUUUCGUGACGGCGGCUGACGAGGACAUCACACCCGCGGAGCUGGACCUUAUCGACUACUUGCAGCUCAAGCGCAUGCCGGCGUUUGUGCUUGUGAACAAGAUGGAUCUUGUCCCACUGGAGGAGGAGGAUCGCGUGUUGGCGCGGUACAACACACUCGGCCUCGGCAACGCAAUUCCAUUCUCGGCGCGUCGCAAGUCCGGGUUGGAGAUGCUGGCGGCUGUGCUGGAGCCGCUGCACCACAUCCACGCAAUGCAGAAGGUGGAGAACGACUGGGAUAUCGAGGACCUCGCCAUGCAAGGCGACGAAGCCGCAAUGGAAGAGAUUCGGGACCGCAAUUGCACCGACCGCUUUAUCCGUGUCGCCAUUGUUGGGCGGACGAAUAGCGGCAAGUCUAGUUUGAUUAAUAGACUAGUCGGUUUUGAGCGCAAUCGCGCUGUGGAUGAGAAAAACUCCACGCGCGACCCCGUGGAGCUGUCGUGUAUCUACAAGGGCCGCAAGCUAAAGCUCAUUGAUACAGCCGGCCUGGCGCGGCACCGGUACCGUGCGGAGCGCGACUUCAUUGGCCGAAUCCACGCCCUGUCGGUGAACGAGAUUCGCUACGCGCACGUGGUGAUCGUCGUGUUCGACGCCACGGAGGGGCACCCCAACAAGUACGAUAUGGCCAUACUGCACUCCAUCGCGGCUGAGGGCCGGCCCUUCCUGCUGUGUGCGAAUAAAUGGGACGCGGUGCUGGAUCAAAGCGCCACCGCUGAGGCAAUUGACUUCAAGAUCAAGCGACAGGUACAGGAGGUGAAGUACAGCAACGCCGUCGUUGUGUCGGCACACACCGGACUUAACCUUACACUGUUAAUGGACCAGGCGUUGUUGUUGUAUGACAAAUGGAACAAGCGAGUGCGCCGCGCAGAGCUGACGAGGCUCUGGCGCAAGAUGGAGAAGUCUGUCAUAAUCCCCUAUCACGUUGCCCGUGUGGGGCGCAUCACGCAGGUCAACACCCGUCCACCAACAUUCUUGCUGCACUUGCAGACAAAAAACGAUGCGAACACAUUGCCCAAGGCAUUACAGGAAAUGAUGAAGAACACGUUGGUGGAGGAGUUUGACUUCCGCGGCGUCCCCAUUCGCCUCAUUCAGGAGGUGAAGGAUUCUAACCCUGAUUACAUCUAG